UUUGAUCAUCAAUCUGUGCCUUUUGAAAGCAUUAAACCUUUUUCUUUUUCAUCCAUCCAUGUUCGGCCCGAUACUUUGGCAUGUCAACACCAAAAAAAGGGUUAUUAUUUUUUUUUUUCCUUCGCUUGUUCUUCCAUGCAAAACAUUUUCUUUCUUUUAUGCCUGUCAUAUCAUCCAUCCUCUUUAUUUUUUUUUAUUUUUUUACUUUAUUUUUUUCCGGUCUUACUGUCUCGCUCUCGCUCUCGUUCUUGCUCUCCCGCUCACUUUUUUGCUCAUCCCCAUCCCUCCUUUCUCUCUUAUACCAGGUUGGCACUCCUUUUGGGUCAAUGGGUUUUAGGAAAUUUAAAAAAUAAAAAAGGAGAAAGAACCCCUUUUCUUCGGUUGAGCUCAGCAUCAUCCCUUCUUAAUUUUAAUUAUCACUUCUGUAUACAAAUAUAUAU
Messenger RNA from Lobosporangium transversale, 440 nucleotides. RefSeq lists its product as hypothetical. The coding region runs from base 59 to 337 and encodes 92 amino acids. The transcript has a single exon. NCBI's taxonomy places the organism in Eukaryota, Fungi, Mortierellomycota, Mortierellomycetes, Mortierellales, Mortierellaceae. The record is from RefSeq and is a predicted model, not a curated record.